AUGCCGCCGCCCGCGCCGCCCACCGUGCUGGUGCCGUCGGAGCGCGCCGUGGUGCUGCUGUCGUGCGUGCUGUCCGCGCUGGGCUCGGGGCUGCUGGUGGCCACGCACGCCCUGUGGCCGGACCUGCGCAGCCGGGCGCGGCGCCUGCUGCUCUUCCUGUCGCUGGCCGACCUGCUGUCCGCCGCCUCCUACUUCUACGGGGUGCUGCGGGACUUCCCGGGGCCCUCGUGGGACUGCGUGCUGCAGGGCGCGCUCUCCACCUUCGCCAACACCAGCUCCUUCUUCUGGACCGUGGCCAUCGCGCUCUACCUGUACCUCAGCAUCGUCCGCACCCCGCGCGCGCCCCGCGCCGGCCGCCUGCUCCUGGCCUUCCACGUCGUCAGCUGGGGGGUCCCCCUGGCCAUCACCGUGGCCGCCGUCGCCCUGAAGAAGAUCGGCUACGAUGCCUCGGACGUGUCCGUCGGCUGGUGCUGGAUCGACCUGGAGGCGGAGGACCGUGUCCUGUGGAUGCUGCUGACCGGGAAGCUGUGGGAGCUGCUGGCCUACGUCACGCUGCCCGUGCUCUACCUCCUCAUCCGGAAGCACAUCAACAGGGCGCACCAGGCGCUGUCCGAGUACCGGCCCAUCCUGUCCGAGGCGCACCGGCUGCAGCACCACAGCUCCAUGGCGGACAAGAAGCUGGUGCUCAUCCCGGUCAUCUUCAUCUGCCUCCGCGUCUGGAGCACCGUGCGCUUUGUGCUGACCCUGUGCGGCUCCCCGGCCGUGCGGGCCCCGGUGCUGGUCGUUCUGCACGGGAUCGGGAACACGUUUCAGGGAGGUGCCAACUGCAUCAUGUUCGUGCUCUGCACCCGCGCCGUCCGCACCCGGCUCUUCUCCCUCUGCUGCUGCCGGUCCCCGCCGCCCGCCGAGAGCCCGGCCGCGCCCAAGGCCUCUGCGGCCUCCAGGACGGGGGACUCGGGGACCCGGGGGGACCCCCGCGAACUUCCGCACACCUGA
Molecule: messenger RNA, 996 nt
Organism: Pipistrellus nathusii (Nathusius's pipistrelle)
Lineage: Eukaryota; Metazoa; Chordata; Mammalia; Chiroptera; Vespertilionidae
Source: the annotation of a GenBank genome assembly